Molecule: messenger RNA, 1949 nt
Organism: Pseudoliparis swirei
Lineage: Eukaryota; Metazoa; Chordata; Actinopteri; Perciformes; Liparidae
Gene: foxl1
Product: forkhead box L1
Exons: 1
Coding region: 133-1245 (370 amino acids)
Biological process (GO): cell differentiation; regulation of transcription by RNA polymerase II; anatomical structure morphogenesis
Molecular function (GO): RNA polymerase II cis-regulatory region sequence-specific DNA binding; DNA-binding transcription factor activity, RNA polymerase II-specific
Source: RefSeq, a predicted model, not a curated record
ACAGCAAACGUACAACAAUUAUUAACAUUUUCUGGGGGUCCUCAUGAGGCUGGGGAGUCAGUCAGUGGUGGAGAGGAGCUCCGGGAGCAGGCUCAACUUUCCCCGGGACACACCGGCACUUUCCCCGGCGUCAUGACUCUAUACCACGGCCGCCUGCCGCCCCCGGCUCUGAGCCUCUCCGGUCCACCGCCGCUCAUCUACCUGUACGGAGGGGACAGCCGAGGGGUCGUGCCCACCGGGUUGAGCUUCGUGCCGGCCCGCCAGGAGCCUCCGCAGAAGCCGCCUUACAGCUACAUCGCGCUCAUCGCCAUGGCCAUCAAGAGCGCGCCGGAGCAGCGCGCGACGCUCAGCGGCAUCUACCAGUUCAUCAUGGACCGGUUCCCGUUCUAUCACGACAACAAGCAGGGCUGGCAGAACUCCAUCCGCCACAACCUGUCCCUGAAUGACUGCUUCAUCAAGGUGGCCAGAGAGAAGGGGCGGCCCGGCAAAGGAAGCUACUGGACCCUGGACACCAAGUGCCUGGACAUGUUCGAGAACGGCAACUACCGUCGGAGGAAGAGGAAGGCGAAGAGCCAGCAGGAGGCUCUGGAGUCCAAAGCCGGAGGACACAAGCGCACGAAGGGCCCGGGACACUCCAGGGAUCUUCCAUCCUCCUUGAGACAUCAGACCGGCUCGGGUAUGGAGGCGCACGCGGACACAAAACCGGUUAUUGUCGAGUUUAACCACGCGGAACAGACGCCAAAUCCUCCAGGACCCAAAGUGUCCCACACUCAAGACACCAUCGCGUCCACCGGGAGGAGGUGGCUUGAAUCCCCCCAGGCCGAGACGUGUCCCGUUACGAGACACGCUCCGCUCUGGAUGGACGCCGCCGCGCGCGUCCCGAGCGCGUCCCUCCGCCGGGAGCCAGAGGAGAGGCGGUCCGCGUUCAAGGACAAAGGUCCGCUCUGCGCCGUCAGCUUCAGUUGCGCGGCGGGGAAUACGAACUUGGCUGCGCUCGCGCCGGACAGGAUGAAGGUGCACGCGGCGAGCAGGGACAAAUCGAAAGGUUUCAGCAUCGAAAGCAUCUUGUCGAGGAGCGAGGGCCAAAUGCGCAGCAGCAUCCUCGGGUUGUCCGCGGAGACAUGCGCAGAGCGCAGUCCGUACGCGGCCCUCGGCGCUCGGCCGCACCAGCUGUACCACAUGGGGUUCCCCAUGUGCUCUUACCUGUCCCUCACAUGCCCCGACAAAGUGCUGCACUUUAAAUGAGUACAGCUCAGACUUGCAUGUGCGUGUACUCAAAAUACAUAAAUAAAGUGUAUAGACUGUAAUUAUAGCUUUGCAUGAUGAGACAGCAGGACGCUUGAUGCAGUUUUACGCAUGCGUAAUUUCCAGUUGAUAUUGUUUGUGGAUAAUACUCAGAAACGGUUGCUCUCCAAAGUGUAUGUCUCAAUGCGUAAAGUGGACGAUGUGGAUAUUCAGGGAAAGCAAACACAGUGUUUCUCUCUUUAUUCAUGAUGGGGGAAACCUCUGGACAUCCAUUAUGAGAAUAGCAUUUAGUGCUCAAUAAUGUAUAACAAAUGAUGCUCCAUGCACAUUCCACUCUGUGUCCAGGACAGUUUUUGCUAAGAAUUGAUUUAAAACCGUGAGUCCAAAAAGAUAAAUUAUGUUGGACGAUAUAUUUGGAUGCAAUGUCACUUUUUAUGAUUAAAGUUUUUUUUAAUAUCCUCUAUCUUCUUUUUUCCAUUGAAAAAAACGUCUGUUGGUUCAUUUGAUAAUGCACAGUGCACAUUAAUACAGACAUUUCUGUUAUUAGCCAAGAGGCUAUUUUUCCUUAUAGUCCCGAGAGGCAGACAUCACAAAACAAACCUAAAAACAGAAAUAACAUUACAUUUUUUAUAGUUGUAUGUCUGUUAUUUUUAUAUGGAACUUGGUGUCUGAAAUAAAGAAUACAUUAAAAAAAUUAAAAAACA